CAAAACAGUGGAGCCACACGUGCGCAACAAGUUUCGAAAUUGAUUUUCAACUUUCCGAAUUCGAACUGUGACAGUUCCCCUCGACAAAUAUUUGACACGUUUCUUCGUUGCCAACACAACAAAUAAAAAAAUGGUUCUACUCAACAACGAAGAGUUCUUAACACAGCUGACGCUGUUAACAUCGAGGGCACGAAACGAUUCAUCGUUUACAGUCACAUUCAAGCGAUACGAUGGCCAUGAUAAACCAAAACCAAGAGAGGGUAAACCACCGCUACCGAUUUCGGAAUACAAGUGCCUGAUCCGGGCGCAGUCCAAAUCCAAAAAACUUAGCACCGUUGUGAAUCAGAAUGAAAUUCUGAAAUUUAUGGAAGCGUACGGAAAAGUGAUGAAAACGAGUAUGGACGGGCUGAAAAAAGUGAAAAAACCGAAAAUCAAAUCGAAAGUUGCUCAGUGAUAAUGUUUCAUAUGAGAAUUAACGUUUUAUCGGUUGAUGGAUGAAUGAAAAGACUAAAGAGAGAUGCAUUUUGUCAAUUUUUAUUUAUUAUUUUUACGAAAUGAAAAAAGAAAUUGAGAAAAGAAAAACAACAACAAAAUUCCAAACUUAAAUUCGGGAUCAGCAAAAAUUGGUUUUAUUGAUUUAAAAAUGGUGUAAACUAAUAAUUGGAGAAAAUGGCACGAAUAUCGAACAUCCCAAAAGAUCAAUUAAAUUGUGUGUGUGUAUGUUUUGCCUAAAAUGAAUAUAUACAACAACUCUAUAUACCAAA
Bradysia coprophila is the source of this 764-nucleotide messenger RNA. It is a transcript of the gene Srp14, whose product is annotated as signal recognition particle 14. NCBI's taxonomy places the organism in Eukaryota, Metazoa, Arthropoda, Insecta, Diptera, Sciaridae. Gene Ontology annotation, cellular component: signal recognition particle, endoplasmic reticulum targeting. The record is from RefSeq and is a predicted model, not a curated record. Gene Ontology annotation, molecular function: 7S RNA binding; endoplasmic reticulum signal sequence receptor activity. Gene Ontology annotation, biological process: SRP-dependent cotranslational protein targeting to membrane.